Molecule: messenger RNA, 3941 nt
Organism: Ahaetulla prasina
Lineage: Eukaryota; Metazoa; Chordata; Lepidosauria; Squamata; Colubridae
Product: gastrula zinc finger protein XlCGF26.1-like
Exons: 2
Coding region: 1201-2517 (438 amino acids)
Biological process (GO): negative regulation of transcription by RNA polymerase II
Molecular function (GO): DNA-binding transcription repressor activity, RNA polymerase II-specific
Source: RefSeq, a predicted model, not a curated record
UACGUCAAAUACCUGACCUUCGGACAUUCCGUCGCGAACUGAAGACCCAUCUUUUUAUUUGCGCGGGGCUGGCUUAAAUUUGGAUUUUAAUAACGGGAAUUUUAUUAAUUUUAAAUGGGGUUUUAACUGAUGGCAAUUUUUUAACUUUGGGCUAUUUUAAAUAAGUUUUUUAAAGGGUAUUUUAACUUGUAUAUUUGUAUUGUUGGUUUUUAUCUUGCCUGUACACCGCCCUGAGUCCUUCGGGAGAAGGGCGGUAUAAAAAUUAAAUUAAAUAAAUAAAUAAAUACUAGACUGAAUAGAAUAGAAUAGAAUUUUAUUGGCCAAGUGUGAUUGGACACACAAGGAAUUUGUCUUGGUGCAUAUGCUCUCAGUGUACAUAAAAGAAAAGAUACGUUCAUCAAGGUACAACAUUUACAACACAAUUGAUGAUCAAUAUAUCAAUAUAAAUCAUAAGGAUUGCCAGCAACAAGUUAUAGUCAUACAGUCAUAAGUGGAAAGACUGAUAGCCAAGCCUAUUUCCUCCAGCACUCACUGCUUCACCCACCCUCCAUUUUUCAUUUGACAUUACUGUACCUUCAUUGUGUGUCCCAUGGCUUCUCAUUUCAUUACUUGGUACUGUUGUUUUUACACUUAUAUUCCUUUCUCCCUUUUUACUCUCAUAAGACCCCUGGAGGAGUCCCUCGGUGAGAUGGGUGGAAAAUAAAUUUAAACCGCAAAUAAAUAAAUAGCACAAAGAAGACCUGCAUGGUCUUCCCAAGAGGAAGAGGCUGAGCUGUGAAACGGAUCCAUGCAGGGAGAGGAAACGUGUCAUGAGGAGGCCAGGAUCAACUAGUCAUGAUGGGAUGGAGCUCAUAAGUGGAAUAAUCAGAAAAAGCAAGAAAAGGGGAGAAGAAAUGGGUUGCUUACACUAACCUCAACUCUCUUUCCUCCUCUUUGGCUUCUGUGAUGCCUUAAUCUUUUGGGUUGCCUGUAGGUAGUCCUCGACUUAUGACUACAAAUGGAAUUGGAAUCUCGCUUGUUUAGCAAAGUGGCCAUUAUGUGAGGUAUCACAUGAUGUCUUUACUCAAUUAGUGUAACGAUUUCACUGGUCGUUGAGUGGAUGAAAUCCCAGCGGAUAAAAGAUUGCGACCAGAUUUACCUGCAAGUCAACCUGUCAACAGAUAGUAGAAAAUCAAAGCAAGGCAGCAGCCAAGAGGAAGCAUGGAGCCUGGGAAGCUCUUGGAUCCCCCGUCAGACACAAGCAGCUCUCCACAAAACGACAAAAAAACCCAUGAAUGCUCAGAGUGUGGGAAAUCCUUUACUCUCCAGUCCCUCCUUUUGACCCACAGGAAGGUCCAUGUGGGAAGUGGAUCCAGUCAAGGUUUGGAGGGUGAGAAAUCCUCUGGAAAAGACGCCAAAGAUCUCAGAAGCUCCUCCAGACUGAAGACCUAUAAAUGUGAGGAAUGUGACUUACACUUUGGACAAAAGGCAAACCUUCGUACACAUCGAAAAAUCCACACUGGAGAGAAACCGUAUCAAUGUCUGGAAUGUGGGACAUUUUUCCGUGAAAAAGGCACUCUCAGAAACCACGAGAGAAUCCACACAGGGGAGAAACCUUACAAGUGUUGGGAAUGUGGGAAGAGCUUUGCUCAGAAGUCAAGUCUUUGGAUCCAUGAGAAGGUUCAUGCAGGAAUCAAAUCUUACAAAUGCUUUGAGUGUGGAAAAUGUUUCAUCCAGAGUUCAAGUCUUCGUAGUCAUGAGAAAACACACAAAGGGGAGAAAAACGAAAAGUGCCUCGAAUGUGGGAAAUGUUUUACCGAUAAAUCAACCCUGGUGCGACAUCAGAAACUUCACACCGGAGAGAAACCCUAUGAAUGCCCAGAAUGUGAGAAGCGAUUUAUAUAUUCCUAUGAACUUCAGAGACACCAGAAGUGGCACAAAGAAAAAUUACCCUAUAGAUGUGGGGAGUGUGGGAAAAGUUUCAUUUCGCCAGGAGUGCUUCAAAUUCAUCAGAGAAUCCACACGGGGGAGAAACCCUACAAAUGUGAGGAGUGUGGGAAAUGCUUUUCCCAAAAACAACACCUUGGAAGGCAUCAGAGGCUCCACACAGGAGAGAAGCCAUACAGCUGCAUAGAAUGUGGAAAAUGUUUCACUCAAAAGGGAGACCUUUCGAAACAUCAUAAAACCCACACAGGAGAGAAGCCACAUCAAUGCUAUGAAUGUGGAAGAUUUUAUAGUACCUCAUCAGCCCUUAGAAGUCAUGUGAAAAUUCACACAGGGGAAAAAAACUACAAAUGUUUAGACUGUGGGAGAACAUUUGCUCAUUCAUUUCACCUUAUAAGCCACAGCCGAAUCCAUACAGGAGAGAGACCCUACAAAUGCUCAGAGUGUGAUAAAUGUUUUUCACGGAAAGAUACUCUUGUGAAGCAUCAGCUAAUCCACACUGGAGAAAAACCCUAUAAAUGUCUGGAGUGUGGGAAAUGUUUUGCCCAACCUUACACACUUCACAUGCACACCCAAAUUCACGCAGGAGAGUAGCCUCACAAGUGCACCGAGUGUGAGAAAGCUUUUCCUAGUAAAUCAAAGCUAAAAAAGCACCAGAAAGUCCACAGCAGAGAUAAAUCUCUUCAGCUGUGAACAAUUUUUUUUUUAUUAUUAAUUUUUUUUUUUGCUUUUUUCCAACAAACAAAAAAGAAAAUACAUUAUUGCACCCUUGUGCUAUACAUAAAAAAAAAAGGAAGAUUUGGGUCUUCGGAUAUGUCCUGAUUGCCAAAAUCCACGUUCUCGAGGUACAGGUAAAAUUAAAAUUAGAAGUGGUGUGUAUAAAGAAGAUAUUUUCUGGAAGACUUGGAAACCAUUCGUGGACUAUGCGCUUGGAAAAUUGGACGCUUUGGUACGUGAACAAUUUUUUUUAACACAUUGUUUAUCAGGAACUUCACAUAGUGACAGAAGGAAAAUCGUACAAAUAUUUGAUGUGAGGAAAAUGUUUUUCCUAGUCAAGCAACCUUAAAUCCCAUCAGAGAGCACACAAUGAGGCAAAAGGGCACAAGUGCUGGGAGUGUGAGGAUGUUUUGCUCACAAAAGCCACAUUAGUAAUUUAUGUGUGGAGUAGAUAUAAUGUUUUGCAGGGAACAGGAAGUCCUCGACUUAGGACCAUAACUUGGAAUAGAUUUCCGGUCAUGCGAUGCUACAGUUUAAGUAUUUUUGUUAAUUUUUACCAGACUUUUGUUGAUCAAUAUAGAGAACCAGUGGUGGGAUUCAAGUAAUUUAACAACCGGUUCUCUGCCCUAAUGAUUUCUUCCAACCACCAGUUUGCCAAUCUGUUUAGAAAGUUAACAACCGGUUCUCCUGAAGUGGUGCGAACUGGUUGAAUCCCACCACUGAAGAGAACUGAAGAUUUAGAGAGGAGAAAAUGGGGUGAGGGUGGAAUGCAUCUGGUGGUUUAUUUUGUGAUAAAAUAUUGAUGUUGAAUAUGGUUGCUAAAGAGGAUCUUACUAUCUUUUUUGGAGUGAUUUUUCACAUAUUAUCUUUUUCAUGUUUUCAUACAGACACACAGAUAUUUAUAUUGUUUCUUUGUUGGAUCUGUAAAUACAAUCCUUAAUAAAAUUAUUGUUCAAAAUAAUCAAGAGGACUAUUUUCAGGUUAUGUCAAAAACUUCAAAAUGGCAGUCAAAUUGCGCCACAGUGUUUAGUCAGAAUCUUGCUGGUUUUUUUAGCUCCGUGUCUGAUGCCCUUUAAAACGGACAGAACACAAGUUGUGUAGAAACAGCUGCCAUUCCGAUUCUUUGGGCUCCAUCUUCCCCCGCUGGGCACUUUUGACUUCCUGUGUUGAAUUCAAAGGGGAACUUUAGGAGAAAUGUCCUGGGUUGGAAUUUGGAUGGAUCCCUGCUCUUAAGGGAAGUUCAUUGGUGGCCACCUACAUGUGCCUGACACACCAGUGAUUAAAUGAACCGCAUCUUACUU